AUGGGUGCCUCCACCUACAUCCGUAUCCACGGGGACUGCCAGAAGGUGCUCCAGUACCCUCUCCUCUUCGGCGGUCUCUUCAUAUUCGUUGUUUCCACCCUCGGCCUCAUCGGCGCGCUGUGCAGCAUCAAUGCCGCCAUCUACCUCUACCUCCUCGUCACAUUCUUCGUCGUCUUAGCCUUCUCCGCCUUCACCAUUGUAGCGCUCUUCGUCACCAGAAACAACACGCCGUCAUGUGGUGUAUAGCGUAGCCGUGUAGGGGAUUUCUCGCCGUGGCUGCAGCACUACGUCACUGACGAGCGGAACUGGGACGUGGCCAAGAGUUGCUUGCUGCAUAAGCUUGUCUGUCACGACGGUAACAAUGUGUCUCUUGCUUUCAAACAAUUGUCUACCACGCAGUUUGGGUGCUGUAAGCCACCGUUGCAAUGUGGAUUCACAAAGAAGAACGCUACGUUCUGGGAAGCGCCGGCAAAAGCAAGUACCGCGGCGAACAACACUAAUUGCAGAACAUGGAGCAACAGACAAGACAAACUGUGUUUCAACUGCGAUUCGUGCAAAGGAGGAGUGCUGGCCAACAUCAGAAGCCAGUGGAGACAUCUCACUAUAUUCAAUGCAUGCGUGCUCGUGCUCGUCACCACCAUCUACGUCUUGGGCUACUAUGCCAUCAGGAACAAUCGCUUGGAUAGUAGAGCAAAUAUGAGAAAUUAA
Molecule: messenger RNA, 708 nt
Organism: Glycine soja
Lineage: Eukaryota; Viridiplantae; Streptophyta; Magnoliopsida; Fabales; Fabaceae
Product: tetraspanin-11-like
Biological process (GO): auxin-activated signaling pathway
Cellular component (GO): plasmodesma; plasma membrane
Source: RefSeq, a predicted model, not a curated record